Folsomia candida is the source of this 2126-nucleotide messenger RNA. RefSeq names its product breast cancer anti-estrogen resistance protein 3 homolog. The coding region runs from base 224 to 1849 and encodes 541 amino acids. Gene Ontology annotation, molecular function: guanyl-nucleotide exchange factor activity. Gene Ontology annotation, biological process: small GTPase-mediated signal transduction; positive regulation of peptidyl-serine phosphorylation. The record is from RefSeq and is a predicted model, not a curated record. Lineage: Eukaryota; Metazoa; Arthropoda; Collembola; Entomobryomorpha; Isotomidae. The transcript is spliced from 7 exons.
UGCUAUGCAAAUGAGCUGACGCUUGUUUCGUAUCAUGAAAUGACUUGUGUGGAUUUUUUUAACCUUCAAAAUAGACUAGAAAAUAUGUUGUGAUUAGCAGUAGAGAGCUCCUUCUUCCAUCUUUCUGGGAAAAAGGUCAUCAUUUGGAAGGGAGAAAUGACCAAACCACCCUUCGUGAAUUGCUGUAUGGAUCGAUAAAAUAAAUUCGGGUGCUGCAUUUCACAUGGAGGAAGGCAUUUACAGCAAACCUGACAUGGAGUUGUUGGAGUGGGAACUUGGCUUGACUAACAACGAUUUACGAGCUCAUGCUUGGUAUCACGGAAAUAUGCCAAGGAAUCUAGCGGAAAUAUUGUUGGAAGAGGAUGGUGAAUUUUUGGUGCGAGAUUCUAGCACUUUUGCCAGGUCCGGGGACUACGUCCUUAGCACAAAAUGGAAUGGAACCGUUCUGCAUUUUCUUAUCCACAAGGAAGUUCUUCAACCAAACACUAUCUAUGAACAACUUGGAUAUCGUUUCGAGAACGAGAGCUUUACUACCGUACAAGAUUUAAUCACAUAUUAUGUUGGAAAUCGUGAGCCAAUUUCACACCGUUCUGGAGCUAUCAUCAGUCAACCAAGGACAAGAGUUGUUCCAAUCUCAAGGAAAGAUAGGAUUAAUCUACCUGAAUCCCUGGAUUAUGCAGAGUAUGCAUCUAUCGCUCAAGAAGCUGCUAGACAAGUUCUUCCUGUUGAAGCUCUGCUAAUUGAAAAAUCAUUCGUUCCGGAAGGAAUGUAUAAUAAUGUGGCAUUGAAUUUGAAACCUCCACAAAAUCUGCUUGAAGAUCUUCAACAUGUUCCAGACAAAAUUAAAAAUCUCGACGAAUAUCUGAAAUGCGUCUCACUUCAGCCACCUUCGAGUAAUGUCGCUCUCGGAAGUAGUAACUUUGAUCUGACCACUUUCUCCAGCAUAUUGCUCCCUAUGAAUAUGGAAGAGGUCACGAUGAAUCCCAAUGUGAUUGAGCAAAUCAACUCGAGAAUUUUGGAAGUGUCGGACCGAGUGAUGGCAAUAACAAUAACGUCCCUGGAUAUGAAAAUUUUGAAACAGGAGCUACUUCAAGAAGAUGAUAACGAGGACGAAUCACCUGCUUCUUCUGAGCUGGAUCCCAGUACUACAACAGCAAACAAGAGAAUAUUGAAAAGAAUUUCUGAACAUGUUUUAAGUGAAACAGAAUUCCGAUGGAAUCACGUCAUUGAAAGAUCCCUUACGUUUUCUCAUUUCGUAGCGGUGACUGUGCUCGGUGCACAAGUGCGAGAAGAUAUGAUCUCCAAGUGGGUCGGAAUUGCUCAAGAACUGAAAAUUUCAAUGGGAAAUUUCUUUUCAUUAUUUGCCAUCAUGAGAGGGCUCACUUGCACGAAACUCAGUUCGAUGGAUGGUCCAGUGGAUUGGAUGAAGUUGAGACGAAACUAUACAAACUCUGCCUUUUUAUUUGAGACUUCCUUGAGAAACACAUAUCACAAACUAUUACAAGGGACAGAGUCAUAUCCACCGAAUACAAUAAUUCCAAACCUUUUGACAAUUAGUUUGAUUUUUGAGGGGAAUACAGAUCUGUUGCCGUCAUUCAAUUGCUGUUCAGAAGAAGACAAGCUCAAGAUGACGGUUGCACAUUUGAAACAAUUUUACACAUUUUCGUGUUUUGAAGACACCUAUAAUCGUAACUGGGAAAGAGUGCAGAAUGAGAGCAAUAUUGCCCCAGAUAUAAUUUUGACUGAUAUAUGUCGUACUGAAACUCAACUUCUGAUUUUGUGGGGCAUUAAAUACAAUUCUAGUUCAUUACUAGAACGAUGCAAAGAGUUUGAUAGUGCUUUUGUAUAAAAUAUAAAUCAUGGUGACAUUGUUUUCCAUUAAAUAAGCAUAUAUCUGCAUUAUAAAAUAAACAAUGGGAACGGUGUAAAAUGGUAUAAUUUUAUUAACGGAACCAACAUGUUGAUACACAAGCAGCAAUAAACAUAUAACAUCAAUACAAUGAAUAGUUAUCUAUUUUGUUGACCAGAAAUAAUCACUACUGUUGUACACAGUUAAAGUUAUACGUGUAUGUACAUAUGCACAUAUAUGUGUAAAAUAAUAAUACUACAAGUUUUGUAACAAUUAA